This is a messenger RNA of Brachypodium distachyon (stiff brome), 1948 nucleotides long. RefSeq names its product probable beta-1,3-galactosyltransferase 2. Lineage: Eukaryota; Viridiplantae; Streptophyta; Magnoliopsida; Poales; Poaceae. The record is from RefSeq and is a predicted model, not a curated record. Gene Ontology annotation, molecular function: hexosyltransferase activity. Gene Ontology annotation, cellular component: Golgi membrane. The coding region runs from base 458 to 1651 and encodes 397 amino acids. The transcript is spliced from 11 exons.
CAACCCACCGGUAGUACACUGGAGUACUACUGGUAGUCUAGUAGUCUACUACCGGACGACCUGGCAUUCUUCAGUACCGUCCUCUGCUCCACCCACCGUCUUCUGACGGACGCCACCUCCUCAGCUCCGCGAUCCAACAGCAACAGCGGCCAUUACUUUACACUUAUCUAUCCACCACUUUAUUUAAAUUCACCGCAUCCUUGAUCCUUCCGUCAAAUUCGCAGCUUCCAUCCAGCUCCUCUGCUUCUGCUGCGUCAUGUACUGUCGGUCGCCGCCUCCCGCGCACAUGGGUCGCGUGGAAGGUGGAGUCGUGCGGGAGUGAGUACUCGGGGAUUUAGGACACGCCCAAGAACCACGCUACCCAUACAUGUCCUGCCGCCCAGGGCAGCUAGGUAGCUGACUAGCUGAGAGUGGGGCGAGGAGGCGAGCUGCUGAUACUUCGAACGAGCCAGCGGAUAUGAGGGGAGGAGGGGAAGGGGUCGUGGCCAGGAGAUGGGUCCUCCUGCUCUGCGCCGGGAGCUUCUGCCUCGGCCUGCUCUUCACCACCGGGAUGUGGACGUUGCCGGAGGCAUCUGAGGUUGUCAAACCAAAUGAAAGGAGGUCAGGGAAAGAGACUGCCCUUACUGCCGGUGACUGUAAUUCUGCAAAGGUUCGAGAAAAGCAUGAUUACAGAGAUAUGCUACAGCUACAGGCCUUAGAUAGUCAUCAUGCUGUACAGACUUUGGAUAAGACAAUAGCAAAUCUAGAGACAGAGCUUUCAGCUGCAAGAACGCUGCAAGAAUCAUUUCUCAACGGUUCUCCAGUUUCAGAAGAGUACAAGGCUUCCGAGUCUUCCGGAAGACGGAAAUACCUUAUGGUGAUCGGGAUCAAUACGGCUUUUAGUAGUCGUAAGAGAAGGGAUUCCAUCCGCAACACCUGGAUGCCACAAGGAGAGAAGAGAAAAAAACUGGAAGAAGAGAAGGGGAUCAUAAUUCGUUUUGUUAUUGGUCACAGUGCUAUUGCAGGUGGAAUUGUAGACAGAGCAAUUGCAGCAGAAGAAAGGAAACAUGGAGACUUCAUGAGGCUUGAUCAUGUUGAGGGAUACCUUGAAUUAUCUGGAAAAACCAAGACAUACUUUGCAACAGCUGUUGCUUUAUGGGAUGCUGACUUCUAUGUGAAGGUUGAUGACGAUGUGCACGUAAAUAUAGCGACCCUUGGACAGAUUUUAUCCAAACAUGUUUCGAGGCCCAGGGUUUAUACUGGAUGCAUGAAGUCUGGUCCUGUCCUGUCUGAAAAGGAUGUUAGAUAUUACGAACCUGAGCACUGGAAAUUUGGGGAUAAGUAUUUCCGACAUGCCACCGGCCAACUCUAUGCUAUUUCGAAAGAUUUGGCAACCUACAUCUCCAUAAACAGGCAUGUCUUGCACAAGUAUAUCAACGAGGAUGUUUCUUUGGGGGCUUGGUUAAUCGGCUUAGACGUUGAACAUAUUGAUGACCGUCGACUUUGUUGCGGAACCCCUCCCGAUUGCGAAUGGAAAGCUCAGGCAGGGAACACCUGUGCAGCGUCAUUCGAUUGGAAAUGCAGUGGUAUAUGCAACUCUGUGGAGAACAUCCAGGGAGUCCACAACAGGUGCGGAGAAAGCGAAAAGGCGCUCUGGACAUCUUCUUUCUAAGCUGUAAAUCUGGAGUAAGAUCGGAUGGAAGCUGCUCUCUCCUGUAGUAUCUUAGGCUGAGUAUGUUGUACAUUGUGCAUGAAAUGUGUUGAGUUCAUUCUUAUCCUAGGCUUGUAGCUAGGUCUGUGACUGGGCAUUGCCGGCAAAGCAGACCGUGGUUUUACUCGGAGUCUGCUGGUGCCGGUUGAGGGGGGUAUACGGGCUGAUUGAUUCGUUUGCAUGUUCACUUUGUAACGAUCUCGUGAAUUCUGUGCACAGUCAACAAAAUACAAAAAGCUCUUUAUUUUCGUUCUAGUG